Arabidopsis thaliana (thale cress) is the source of this 621-nucleotide messenger RNA. RefSeq names its product Ribosomal protein L13e family protein. The record is from RefSeq and is marked reviewed. NCBI's taxonomy places the organism in Eukaryota, Viridiplantae, Streptophyta, Magnoliopsida, Brassicales, Brassicaceae. Gene Ontology annotation, cellular component: ribosome. Bases 1 to 621 code for a protein of 206 amino acids. Gene Ontology annotation, molecular function: structural constituent of ribosome. The transcript has 4 exons. Gene Ontology annotation, biological process: translation.
AUGAAGCACAAUAAUGUUAUCCCCAAUGGUCACUUCAAAAAGAAGUGGGAAAACUAUGUCAAAACUUCGUUCAACCAACCUGCCAUGAAAACCAGAAGAAGAAUUGCGAGGCAGAAUAAGGCUGUGAAGAUCUUUCCCCGUCCCACUGCUGGACCUAUCCGACCUGUUGUACAUGCUCAGACUCUUACGUACAACAUGAAAGUCAGAGCCGGUAAAGGAUUCACUCUUGAAGAGCUAAAGGCUGCUGGUAUCCCCAAGAAGUUGGCUCCUACAAUCGGUAUUUCUGUUGACCAUCAUCGCAAGAACCGGUCUUUGGAGGGUUUUCAAACCAACGUCCAGAGGCUGAAAACCUACAAGGCUAAGUUGGUUAUCUUCCCGCGCUGUGCCCGAACGGUCAAGGUUGGUGAUUCUGCACAACAAGAGUUGGCCAAUGCAACACAAGUCCAAGUAGAUCACAUGCCUAUCGUUCGUGAAAUGCCAACAAUGGAGCUUGUGAAGCUGACAUCUGACAUGAAAUUGUUCAAUGCUUAUGACAAGAUCCGUCUAGAGGGCAUAAACAAGAGACAUGCUGGUGUUAGAGCCAAGAGAGCUGCUGAGGCUGAGAAAGAAGAGAAGAAGUGA